Molecule: messenger RNA, 2000 nt
Organism: Cyprinus carpio (common carp)
Lineage: Eukaryota; Metazoa; Chordata; Actinopteri; Cypriniformes; Cyprinidae
Exons: 2
Coding region: 430-1245 (271 amino acids)
Source: RefSeq, a predicted model, not a curated record
UUUAUCAUGGAUAUUCUGAAUUAUCAUUGCUACACAAAUACUCAUAUGUACAUUUGUGCAAAAAAUAAAUAAAAAGAAAAAAUAAAUAAAAAUAUUAAGACAACUAAGUGUUAGACUCUGUUCCUGUCUUGUGUUGUGUUCUCCUCCCUCACAUGCUCCAUGACCCAGUUUUCCCACGUUUAAUAAUGUUUUAUUAGUUCCAGGUGUGACUCGUCAUCCCAUCAUCUAGUUAUGUGUAUUUAAAUUGUUUCCUGUUUUUAGUUCUCUGUCCGGUGUUGAACAUCUUCAUGUCCAUCAGUGUUUGUAUCCCUGCGGUUUUGGUUUUAUUAAAGUCUAUAUUGAGCAUAUCCUGCAUCUCCACGUCUCCUUGUUCCCUUGCUCCUUGCUCCUUGAGAAACUGUGAUAGAACACUGGACCGAAACAGUAUACAUGGAAAUAGCCACUCGCUUCUCUGCACUAGCACCAAAGAGAUCUCCUCUUUGUGGAGUGGGUGUGAGAGUUCUGCGGGAUCGCCGCAAAAACAGCACUGGACUAUGCCAUGCUAAACUCUCUGUUCUGGAUAGAGGCCAAUUACUAUCGCCCCGUGGUCCUCCAAGACACCACAGGACUGAGCUGGAGGGAAGGGAUCCUCUGGUGUUUGGAAAGCAUCCAGUCCCGAUCCAGAACCAGCCUGCCGCCCGUUCCCGAGUCAAGUCCGCCGAGAGGGCUCCAGUCCCCAAUUUUAGUGCAGAGAGGAUUCCAGUCCCUGAGUCUAGCACAGAAAGGGCUCCAGACCCCAUGUCCAGCCCAAGGAGGGCUCCAGUCUCCAAGUCAAGGGCCACAGUUCCCGAGUUAGGCCUACAGAGAGCCUCUGAGGCCGACAUUCUCCCCAUGGAUUUUUUAUUUAUUUUUUGGGUGGGGGGGAUUAGUAGGGGUCCAUCCGUGGAGGCUGGGCCGAGUGCCGAGCUCUGCUAUGACCUCCUGAACUGUCUACUCUGCCAUGGCUUCCUGAACUCCCUGCUCCACCAUGACUUCUUGAACUGUCUGCUCCACCAUGGCCCCCAGAAACUGCCUGCUCCGCCAUGGUCCCCUGAGUUCCUUGCUCCGCCAUGGCUUCCCAGUCUGCCUGAUCUGCCAUGGCGCCUCAAACUGCCUGAUCUGCCAUGGGUCCCGGAGUGCCCAUGGACGCACCUUCCGGGAGGAGGGAGUAAUAUCAGACUCUGUUCCUGUCUUGUGUUGUGUUCUCCUCCCCCAUGUGCUCCAUGACCCAGUUCUCCCUAAUGUUUAAUUAUGUUUCAUUAGUUCCAGGUGUGUCUCGUCAUCCCAUUGUCUAGUCAUGUGUAUUUAAAGUGUUUCCUGUUUUGAGUUCUUUGUCCAGUGUUGAACGUCUUCACGUCUGUCAGUGUUUGUAUCCCUGCUAUUUUGGUUUUAUUUAAGUCUAUGUUGAGCAUCUCCUGCGUCUCCACGUCUCCUUUUUCCCUUGCUCUUUGAGAAGCUGUGACAGUAAGUUGAUACACUGCAGAUAUUUUAUUCAGCUCAACUCAAGGUGCUUCAGUACAGUCUGUGCUCUUUGCUAAUGCAGACGGGCAAAUGGGUGCAAGUUUAAAAAAAGUGACAGCUACCAUCAGAGAUAAGGUAAUUGAAAUGAAAAAAAAUGCAUAUAAAACCUUCUCAGAGCAAAGUAGGAGCCACAGACACUUUCUGCAGGGAAGCCCUUUCGUUGUUACAGCAGUUCCCCUUUCGAUGCCUCUUAUAUUUCAGUCCAUUGUUACUUUCGUAUUUUCAUGUCACAUCAGCCCCACUUGACUUGGAAAAGUGGCUGGAACUCAGAUCCAUCCCAUUAAAAAUGCAUUAUCCAACUCCCUCCAAAGCAUUAUCCACUGAGUACUGCUGCAAAGCCACUGCCAACACCACUGAACAACACAGUCUGAACAUAUAGCUUACAUUUGGCCUGAAAUAUGAGAAUGAGAAAAUUGAACAUCGGUAUUAUGGAAAAUAUUCCUCAUCAUAAUAUUGCAUUU